This is a messenger RNA of Botrytis byssoidea, 1764 nucleotides long. RefSeq lists its product as uncharacterized. The coding region runs from base 1 to 1764 and encodes 587 amino acids. NCBI's taxonomy places the organism in Eukaryota, Fungi, Ascomycota, Leotiomycetes, Helotiales, Sclerotiniaceae. The record is from RefSeq and is a predicted model, not a curated record. The transcript has 2 exons.
AUGCUCUUCUCGUCUUUGCGGUCGACGACAUGUUUAUUGAUCUCAUUUGUACUGACUGAUCAUGUUAACGCUAAACCAUAUGUUCUGGACCACAGGACAAAUGUCUCGUACACAGGAAUUACCUCUAGCAGAGGGGUGGAAACUUUCCGGGGUAUCCGAUACGGUUUAGAUACAAGUGGUGAAAACAGAUUCGCCCCUCCUCGAGCUUUCGUCCCUCUCCACGGCUAUCAUUACAAUGCUACGAUCCCGGGUUUUGAUUGCCCUCAGCCUCCAGACUCGGGUUUCUUGUUCCAAACAAACGUCACAAAUAUUUCAGAAGAUUGCUUGAAUCUGAAUAUUGCCAGACCAUCUUGGGCUAAGGAUGGCUCAAAGUUGCCAGUCAUGGUUUACAUCUAUGGAGGUGCAUUAAUUGACGGCACUGUCAAUGAGAGGACCACUGCACCUGAUGGACUUAUCCAUGCAUCUGUUGAAGGCGGUCAGCCUGUAAUCUAUGUUGGAAUGAACUACCGUCUCAAUAUUUUCGGGUUUGCAGCUUCUGAAGCUCUGAGACCAAACAAGUCUCUCAAUGUGGGUCUCAAGGAUCAAAGAUUGGCUCUUGAAUGGAUCCAACGGAACAUUGAAAUAUUUGGGGGAGAUAAAGAUCAAGUGACAAUCUUCGGACAAUCCUCAGGAGGUUUGAGCGUGGGUUUACAAAUUCUCGCGUACGGAGGCUCGAAGCCUGUACCCUUUCACGCAGCUGUAAUGGAAAGUACUGCACUCGAGCCAACUAUGUCUUCAAACAUCAGCUUCAAUUCCACCGCUGCAGUUGCUGCUUUUGCUGGAUGCAAUACUACUGAUUAUCAAUCCAUGGCCACGAUUGCCUGCUUGCGAUCACUCUCCAUGGAGACUCUCUUGAAUCUCAUGAUUAACCAAGAAGUCGAUAGCGCUGACAGCAAUGACGGAGAUAUCUAUCUCCCGAUUGUCGACCAAGACUUCCUUCCUCAAAAAGCAUCGAAACUCCUCGCACAAGGGAAAUUUGCCAAAGUACCCAUUAUUGGUGGAUGGAUGGAAGAUGACGCCACACUCUUCACAUCUAUCACCAUUGAAACCGCAAAUGAUACAAGAGAUUUCCUGUCCAACUUGUACAGAGGUGUCAAUAUGACUACAUUUGAUGAGCUCUUAGAUCUGUAUCCUGUAUCCGAAUUCCAAGCCGAUCCCAGCGCAAACUUAAGUGCCGAGUACUAUCGCUGCGCCCAGGUCUUUCGCGAUGUCUUGCUCGCCUGCCCCACUGUUCUUUUUAGCCAAGCCAUGGCUAAAAAAUACAACACUACAAAUCCACCGUCAUAUUUGUACGUUGGAAAUCAAACAAUCCUAACCUCCUAUCUCGAUGCUACGGGUGAUGCUGGAUUUGGGGUUAUCCACACAAGUGAGCUUGCGUAUCUUUUCAAUAAUAUUGAUCUCUUCAAUGUCACGGAUUUCGACCUUCCAGGAUAUGUUUUUGAGCCUACUGAAAGUGAUUAUGCGUUAGCGAAGAGUUUACCGUUGUCGUGGAUUUCUCUUGGAAAAUAUGGGGACCCGUCGAAGAUUAAUGGAUCGAUGGCGGGGUGGACAUCCGCGUGGCCAACCAGGGGAGGAGAGGGAGAGAUCUUUGUCAUUGGAGGUGGAAAUGGGGGCAUGAGCAAGCUCGGAAGUGAUGGAGGGAAUAGCGGAAUAGUGGGAGAGAGGUUAGUGGAGAGAUGUGGCUUCUUAGGGAGGGAGGAUGUUAUUGAACAGUUUCAGUACUGA